AUGGCGGCCAACUUUACGGUCGGGACAGACAAUUAUCUCUUUUCGCGCGAUUCAUUGGCGACUGGCAGGUUGACUGCCCAACACUUUCUCAUCCUGAGAAGGUCCGGUUGGCAUCUUCAUCCCGACAUUGCAGUCAAGGUCCAUGGACGCAAGAAACUCACAAUUGCCGAUGUGGCAUGUGGGAAUGGGAUAUGGGCCUUGGACAUGGCACGGGAUUAUCCUCAAGCCCACUUCACCGGGAUAGAUAUAUCUCCCCAACAGUUCCCCCCCAAAUUUACAUGGCCCCGGAAUGUCACGAUGGAGACGUACGAUAUCUUUCAGCCCAUGCCAGACAGAUACAUUGGCCGAUUCGACAUUGUGCAUGUUCGGUUCAUUAUGGGAGCCGUGUACAGCCAGAACAAGAAUUGGGUCCUCCAGAACAUCCUGAAACUGCUUAAACCGGGAGGAUUCAUUCAAUGGACCGAUGCCACUGUCCCGCUUCUCCAUGUGUUAAGCGAUCCUUUGCAGCCCUUGGGACAAUUCCGCCAACCCCCGGCUAUUGAAGCGCCUUUGGCCAGUAUCUUCUCUCCCACCGAAUGGCUCCGGCGCCUGGCUGAUGAAUUUCAGCAACAUGGUUUGAUCAACACCCGAGCCAUUGAUUUGCCCCCAGUGCCCUGGCUUUCGAAACAAGAAACUGACAACGCUAUUUGGGCCUUGACAGAUAUUCACGAGGGGCUAAAAGUGCGACUCGGAAAGGAGGUGGCUGCGCGGUUUGGAGCGGCGGUGCAGGAAACCCUGGAGGAGAUUAGACACGGUCGAGUGUACUUCGCCACAUAUUAUAUGGCAAUUGGUCAAAAACCGGGGUAA
Molecule: messenger RNA, 846 nt
Organism: Rhinocladiella mackenziei CBS 650.93
Lineage: Eukaryota; Fungi; Ascomycota; Eurotiomycetes; Chaetothyriales; Herpotrichiellaceae
Exons: 1
Coding region: 1-846 (281 amino acids)
Source: RefSeq, a predicted model, not a curated record